CUUUGCUUAAUUUACCCGCAUUACAGCCAAAGUCACACAUACAUUGGCCCAACGUGUCAUGCAGGCUUAAUGAUUUUCGUUCACUAUGUGCUUCGCCACAGUCCGACUGUCAGUCAGUGCUGCCAACUUAGCCAUUUUUGGACAAGAAGCCCAUUUUUGGUGGCUUAACCUUUUUUAACGCUUUAGUCCCAAAGGAGGAAUCGAGCCCAAUUUUGCAAUUUCUCAACUUUCUGGGGUGUUUAUCAGCAGUAUCGAUUCACAUGAUUCGAUUCAAGCCGCAUAUUCAUUUAUUAUAAAGUGUUUAAAAUAAAAGGUGUAUAAAAUAAAGUAAAGGACACUUGAAACAGGGCCGAUUGUGAUAUUUUAUAAUCAUGGCUUCGCAACGUCCGUCCGCCUCUUCGCAGGACGAUACUCAGCGUUCAAGACAUUCAUAUGAGAGCCGCGACAGAUAUAUUCUCAUGAAAAACUUACUCAGUGAUACAAAUAACAUUGAAAAUAAGACGAUUAAUCCGAUGGAGAUGAUUGAGAUGACAAAAGAGAUCGUCAGAGAAGCGAAUAUGUUGUUUUCAAACGGCAGCUUAGAGGAGAGGGCACAGCAUCCGUCGGAGAAUUUCUUAGAUUCGCAAUUGAUGAGAGCCUCCAGUGAUGUGAUCGUUCGUUGCUCGCAAGCGAUUAGCACUAACUUGAACAAGUACGACAAGCACGAACUGGCUGACCACAUUAAACGCUUCGACGAUUUUUGGAAUUUUGCGUUCCCGCUAGAGGCGCCGCCGGUCGCCUACCUGUACGGCACGUUCGCGCCCACGCCGCUGCCGCCGCGCACGCGCGCGCGCCGCGCGCACACGCAGCGCCAGCAGGCCGCGCCGCCCAAAGUACCCAAGAAGCCGGACAUCGUCGCCACACAAGAGGAAGAGACCCCGGACUUUGCGGAGAAAAUGUACCGAUCCCUGAAGAAGAUAUGCAAGGACGGUCCCGUCAGCUACUUCCACGUGGUCCUGGACCCGACCAGCUUCAGUCACACCGUGGAGAAUAUCUAUCAUUUAUCGUUUCUGGCGCGGGACGGCAGACUCUCCGUCUAUUUGGAUGAGGCAGCGGGCGUGCCCUUAGUCAACACAGUGUCCCACCACAAGCGUCGACGUUCAGAGAACUCCUCGGAGAAGCAGUUCAUAGUGUCGCUGGACAAGGAGCGUUGGAGGGAUUUAGUAGAAGCAUUCAACGUGAUGGAACCUUUGUUAAAGUUUGAGUGAUAUUUACAUUAUAUAUAUACAUAUAUAAAAGAGUAUGUACAUACGUUUUAUGUGAAAUAAGUUUAAUUUUAAAUAAAUGUCUUCAUUAUAUUC
Nymphalis io (European peacock) is the source of this 1340-nucleotide messenger RNA. It is a transcript of the gene Nse4, whose product is annotated as EP300-interacting inhibitor of differentiation 3. Gene Ontology annotation, cellular component: Smc5-Smc6 complex; nucleus. Lineage: Eukaryota; Metazoa; Arthropoda; Insecta; Lepidoptera; Nymphalidae. Bases 372 to 1247 code for a protein of 291 amino acids. Gene Ontology annotation, biological process: DNA repair. The transcript has 8 exons. The record is from RefSeq and is a predicted model, not a curated record.